This is a messenger RNA of Phycodurus eques (leafy seadragon), 942 nucleotides long. RefSeq names its product myeloid-associated differentiation marker-like protein 2. The transcript is spliced from 2 exons. Lineage: Eukaryota; Metazoa; Chordata; Actinopteri; Syngnathiformes; Syngnathidae. The record is from RefSeq and is a predicted model, not a curated record. The coding region runs from base 1 to 942 and encodes 313 amino acids. Gene Ontology annotation, cellular component: membrane.
AUGGAUUCACAGGGUGGCCCUUACCUGAACAUGAGGGCGCUCCUCUCACCUCUCGGCGCUGCCCGCCUUUGCCAGCUGGCAAUGGGCUGUGCCGUGAUCGCCAUGGUCAUCCACAGUGCGGGGUACAGUGGUUCCCACGGGGUGUUCUGCAUGGUCGUGUGGUGCUUCUGCUUUGCCAUGUCAGUAGUGGUCUUCUUCUUGGAUGCCACACGGCUCCACAGCUGCCUGCCAGUAUCCUGGGACAACCUCACCGUCACAUGUGCCGCCAUUGCCACUCUUGUGUAUGUGACGGCCUCAGUGGUCUACCCCCUUUUCUUCGUCCGAUCCGAGUGUCCCUACGCCGGCUGUAACGUCCGAAAUUUCCGCAUCGCGGUCACCGUCUGCUCCAUCCUGGGGACUCUGGCCUACGGGGCUGAGGUGGCCCUCUGCCGAGCCAGACCGGGCCAAGCCGUGGUGGGCUACAUGGCCACGGUCUCCGGCCUCCUCAAAGUGGUCCAGGGCUUUGUGUCCUGCAUCAUCUUCGGCGCUCUGGCCAACGGGAGUCAGUAUUCCCUCUACGCUGCCACCAUCUACUGUGUCGUCGUCUACGCCUUCUGCUUUACUCUGACGGCACUAGUGGUCAUCAUGACGGUGUGCGGACGCACUAAGACGGUGCGCUGUUUGCCCUUUGAACGCUUUGUGGUGGUGUGCACCCUGCUGCAGGUGCUGCUCUACCUAAGUGCAUCCGUGGUGUGGCCCGUGUUCUGCUUCGACACCAAAUACGGCACACCUUGGCGACCGUCCUCGUGUCCUCAAGGGAAGUGUCCGUGGGACAGCAAAGUCGUGGUGGCAGUAUUCUCCUUUGUCAACCUUAUGCUCUAUGUGGCGGACCUUGUUUACUCCCAGAGGAUACGAUUUGUCUCUUCACAUUUGUCCAACACCUCACGGCGGCCGGGACACUAG